UAACACUUCCUUAAUCCUUACAUUCCCUGACAGCACAUCCACCAGAACACAAAAACACACACUCAACCAUACUCCGCCGUCGCCACCGUCAUCAUGGACGGUCACCGGCGGCGUCACAAUCACAAACACCACCGUUUCCGUCACCUAAUUCCGGUCAUCUCUGGCACCAUUCUCAUUCUCUAUUUCUUACUUUCUUUUCUUGCCCCAAACCCAGAUCACUUUCUACACUUCAAAAAACAAACCCAUAUUAAUGAUACUAGGAUUAACCCAGAUGAAGAUAAUGUUGAUACUAGGAGGAGGGUUACCUCAAUCUUCAAAGUUCCGACUAGUAGCAAGAUUAGUGAAAGGAAUCUAUGGAGUACAAGUAUGUCAAGAUAUUAUUUUGGAUGUAGUAAUGCCACCAUUCAGUUUCCGAAAGCUCAAGCAAUUACACGGCCUAAUCGCUACUUGCUAAUUGCAACUAGUGGAGGUUUAAACCAACAAAGAACUGGGAUCACAGAUGCUGUUGUUGCUGCACGUAUUCUCAAUGCUACUCUUGUUGUACCUAAACUGGAUAAGAAAUCUUUCUGGAAGGAUGCUAGUACUUUUUCCGAGAUAUUUGAUGUUGAUUGGUUCAUAUCACAAUUAUCCAAAGAUGUUAAAAUUAUUAGAGAACUUCCUCAUAAGGGAGGCCGGAAAUGGUCUCCAUACAGUACUCGUGUGCCUAGAAAAUGUAACGAGAGAUGCUAUUAUAUUCGUGUUCUCCCUUUGUUUUCGAAGAGGCGCGCUGUUCAGCUGAGCAAGUUUGAUUACAGACUUGCUAACAAGUUAGAAACUGAUUUUCAGAAACUUAGAUGCAGGGUAAACUACCAUGCUUUGAGGUUCACUGAUCCCAUAAUUAAGAUGGGUCAAGUGUUGGUCAAUCGGAUGAGGAAAAUGGGCAAACACUUUGUUUCUCUGCACUUGAGGUUUGAACCUGAUAUGCUUGCAUUCUCGGGAUGCUAUUAUGGUGGAGGACAGAAGGAAAUAAAAGAACUUAGUAAAAUACGAAAGAGGUGGAAAACUUUACAUAUUAGCGACCCAGAGAAAGAAAGAAGACAAGGGAAAUGCCCCCUAACACCUGAAGAAGUUGGUUUGAUGUUGAGAGCACUUGGCUAUGAUAAAGAUGUUCAUAUAUAUGUGGCUUCUGGUGAAGUAUAUGGUGGGGAUGAAACAUUGGUUCCAUUAAGGGCGCUUUUCCCAAACAUUCACUCAAAAGACACCAUAGCUACCAAAGAAGAGCUCGAACCGUUCUUACCAUUUUCAUCUCGUAUGGCUGCAUUAGACUUUAUGGUGUGUGAUGAGAGCGAUGUUUUUGUUACCAAUAACAAUGGUAAUAUGGCGAAAAUAUUGGCUGGACGUAGGAGAUACUUUGGACAUAAACCAACAAUACGACCAAAUGCAAAAAAACUGUCUCAUCUGUUCAUGGCCCGAGAUAACAUGACAUGGGAAGAAUUCUCAUCAAGGGUACGGGUUCAUCAAGUAGGUUUCAUGGGGGAGCCGAAUGAGGUAAGGCCUGGAAGAGGUGAAUUUCAUGAAAACCCGACUUCUUGUAUAUGUGAACAAAAUAAUGCUAAAGCCAAUUUGGUAUCACUCCCUAGAAAAAUUGGGAAUGGGAUUUCUGACGAAGAUGAAGCUGGGGAUGAUGAAUAUCCAGACGAUGAUACAGAGUCGUAUAACAUGGAUGAAGAUGAGGAUGGUAUUGUUUCUAAUCUUCAGUAUCUUCUCAACGACACAAAUGUGGAUGAUGUUCAUUUGAUGUCUGAGGAAAACGAUUUGGAAGAGUUGCUUUCGGAUUAAAGAAAGCACUUGCAAUAACAAUACAUGGUUUAUUCAGCACUUGAGGCACAGAAGAUUAAGAACAGUCACCAAGAUGUGAUCACAAUGAAAACAGUCAAAAGACGAUGAAAGAGCAAUUCCGGCUUCCAAAUGUGUUUGUUGUGUCGUUUUGGGGGUAAGUUAUGUAGAUAUAGUCGUGAAUCGGCAGACCAAUACCGCCAAGUUAGGCUCUCGCCUUGUCGAAGGCGUUGUUUUUGUAUUGACUACAUGUCCGAAGGUUACAUGUAGCAUCCAUGGAAAUUUUACCAUUUGUACUGUCUGUUAUAUCAUGUUAAGUACUGUACUAGACAAGAGCGUUCUUUUAGGUUGUUAAUAUUUUUCUAGAUUUUAUUUGUUAUUUGUAUACUGAUUAUGUAUUAAGUAUAGUUUUAGAUCAGUUUUUAAUGACAUGUUUGAAUCAUGUUUCUAGGUUCGUUUAUUAA
Messenger RNA from Erigeron canadensis, 2279 nucleotides. RefSeq names its product O-fucosyltransferase 6-like. The transcript is spliced from 10 exons. The coding region runs from base 94 to 1818 and encodes 574 amino acids. Lineage: Eukaryota; Viridiplantae; Streptophyta; Magnoliopsida; Asterales; Asteraceae. The record is from RefSeq and is a predicted model, not a curated record.